ACAAGUUCCACUCUUAUCGAGUUGUUAUAACUUAUUUUUUUCAACCGACCGCCGGCAAUUGAUAAUACAUAUAUCAAUUCGAAGAAUUCGUUCUUUCAACAUAUCGUCUUUAGUGUUCAAGAUUGUUCCUGUACCAGUUUCCACACUGUGGGCUAAAAUAAUUUCCGUCAAGUCUGAAACAAAUGGCUGAUCCUGGUGAAAGUAACAAUAUUUUUGCAACUGUCAAUUGCAGCAACUUGGUCAACAAACCUCAAGGAUCCGAAGUUGUCACAUUCCCACACCUUAAAUACCCACAAUUUCCAGUGGUACAGAUGCUGAUGAAAGAACUCAACUUGUGCGCCCACGACCACAGCUUCGUACCCCCACGAUAAGUUCCCUGAGGAACUAAUUGCUGGGAUCACUACAUAUCGCUUUGGAAAAUAUUCGUGGAAUCCGAAGUUUCACACAGCACUGUGAAAUUUUUGGGAAUGAUGGAGAAAAUAUAAAAAAUAUCGUGCCUACGGAGAGCUAUAUUCCUCUCGUAGCAAACAGACUAUUCUUAUUUUGUAGUUAAUUUUUUAGUAAGCUUAAUUCUAUAAUCUUUAAAAUGCCGGUGUUAACUUUGCAGAGGUCGUACAAAUACAUCAUGUACGCGACCAAGCAGCCUUCCUUGAGGAUCAAGCAGGCUGAUUUGAAAUGUAAGAGCGGAUGCGGAUUUUAUGGAAAUGCAGAUUGGAACGGAUACUGUUCAGCAUGCUACCGAAAUCAUAUGGAUAUCGAGCGACAGAAGAAAACAACCGACCAGUCCAGAUCGCAAGUGCCGGGGUUCUCGAAAUUCGAAGAAAAGAAAAGGCAACAAACAGAUAAAAAGAACAAGUAUCUGAAGAGCUUACCUGUAUUUAGAAAGUCGUCGAAUGUUAAAGAUGCUGGAAGACCUGAAAAAUACAUCGACAUCAUGAGACAGACCAACCCUGACGCCAACAAGUUGAUGGUCGAAUUCAUAUCCAUGUACAGCCAAUGGGGCGAAAUAGUUAGAAAAGAUUUCUUCAAAUUUAGCCAAGUGUUUUCCAAUAAAAUCGUAAACGAAUUGGAUGUCAAGCCCAUUGAAGAGUUAGCCGAAAUUGCACAGAACCACUACAAUUUGUAUCACACCCGUCUUAAUUCGAACGUCAUUUACCAAGACGUACCCAGUGAGAUUAGAGAGAAGUUGGUGGAGUUUUUUGAGAAGUACAGCAUGAUCAGUCUAUACAGUUUCCUGUUCUGCCCACCAACCACAAACGACGAGGAGAAAGACCUUAUCAUCCAAGACAGAAUUCGCAAGCUCAGUUGGGUAAAUGCUCAUCAUCUCGAUUGUUGCAUAAGCGAAACUAGCAUCGAAGUACGCGACUUGGUCUACACUGCCAUCAACGACCUUCUUGGAAUGGACUCGAUGAAAGCUCCACAGGAAAAACUGGCAUGCGUUGUCAAAUGCUGUCGCAGCGUUGUAGAAGUAUUGCAGCAUUGCCAAGGUGGGCCCGUAAGCGCCGAUGAGUUUCUGCCUGCGUUGAUUUUUGUUGUUCUGAAAGCUAAUCCAGCUCGAUUGAAGAGCAACAUAUUGUAUGUUACAAGGUUUUGCAAAGAUUCCCGGUUGAUGCAGGGGGAAGCUGGAUACUACUUUACUAAUUUGUGUUGUGCUGUAUCGUUCAUAGAAAAUCUCACAGCGGAAUCACUCAACAUGCCCCAACAAGAAUUCGAAGCAUACAUGUCAGGAGAAUUGACAGUGGUCAGUGCAUGGGAAUCAGCAUUAGUUGCUUGCGAAGGAAUGCACCAAUUGUGCGAGCACCUCUCGCUACUGAAAGGACUUUCAGAAAGGACUACAGCCGUACAGAACACUACCCAGAAACUUAGAGAAGACAUGCAACGUCUCAAGGAGGAAAUCUGCGAAAAUGUUGUAGCUGUACUUGCACGAACACCGAUGAUCAUCAAGCCAAGAAAAACUCCACUGACAUUGACAACAUUAACUAGAGAAAAGAUGAAAGCUGCGUCUUCGUCCGCAAUAACAAUAACACCAUCCAUAUCACAAAAGGAAAUUCAGCCUGAAGAAGAUUUAAACCUACAAAAAAACUACUACUUACAAAAUUUAUCUCUUAGUCAAAUCAAUGCUUUAGAUAGUACCAGAAAUAAGUUACAGUUAGACAUUACACCGUGUAUAACACUACCAAGUAGUACUAAUCUUAUGAAAAAGACUUACUCGAAUGAGUUAUUAUUACAAUCUCCAGCACAAGAUAAGAGUUUUGAGAGCAUAACUCCUGAUGACAACAGCUACCUUGGAUUAUCAAAAGUUAACUACGAUAUCGAUUUCUCAGAUUUGAGCACAGAAAACAGCAUGGCAGAAGAUUUAACUCCCGACAAAAGAAAAUCACCUACUCCAGGUUACGUCAGCUCAGAUCCAUUCAGUCCUGUUGGUUUAUCUUGUCCUAUAACUCAAAGUCCUUUGAUACCUUCCAACGUUUCAUUUACUCAAAUAGAGCCAAAAAUAAUGAAAACGGAUAGCUUUGUUUUGCCGUUUUUAGAAGAAGCCAAAAGCGAAGAAUCGUUGUUGGACAAACUAGAAGAAACUCCAUCGGUUAAUUUACCGCCCCCCAUUAAACCAACGACGUCCGAAUAUUCCGGGUUUUCGAAACAAGGCUCGAGGAUACCAAGCAUACCCUGCAACACAGGAGAUUUCAGUUCGCUAAAUAUUUCAGGUGGUUCAUCUAAGAGUUCAUCUUAAAAGGAAAGCAGUAAGAAACACGAACACAAUUGUACAAUGUAUGUACAAUCACGAAUUAAUAUCUUAUGGGGGUAAAUUAGAAGAUCAGCAAUACUACAAGAAACCAAAGCCAAACAAAUUUAUUUUAUAAUUCAGUUAUUUGUUAAAAGAAAACUUAAAUGUAAGAACAAAAUACGACAAGUUGAUUUUGAGAAAAUAAAAAUAAUUUUGUUUUUUUUUA
Molecule: messenger RNA, 2951 nt
Organism: Diabrotica balteata
Lineage: Eukaryota; Metazoa; Arthropoda; Insecta; Coleoptera; Chrysomelidae
Source: the annotation of a GenBank genome assembly